Zerene cesonia (dogface butterfly) is the source of this 1084-nucleotide messenger RNA. RefSeq names its product circadian clock-controlled protein daywake-like. The coding region runs from base 96 to 881 and encodes 261 amino acids. The transcript is spliced from 6 exons. The record is from RefSeq and is a predicted model, not a curated record. NCBI's taxonomy places the organism in Eukaryota, Metazoa, Arthropoda, Insecta, Lepidoptera, Pieridae.
GCAGUAACUCAACAAGUCGCUGGUUUAGUCUUAAACCACCACCUCGGGCAGCUAGCUCGAGGUUCACUCACAUACCAGUUAUUUACCAACAAAUCAUGAAGAUAAUAAUACUUUUAGUUUCAGUGCUCUGUAGUUCCACCGCAGAACAUUAUAAAACGAAGCCGAGCUUCGUGAAAACAUGUUCUUUAAGUGACCCUGACUUUGAUGAUUGUUCCCAAGAGGCCGUGCAAUUACUCUUCAAUGCUUUGGGACCUGGUCUGCCAGAAAUCGAUCUACCUUCAUUAGAUCCUCUAAAAAUACCGAAAAUAAGGAUUUUACAAGGAGAAGGCCCAGUUAACGUUAAUGCUGCUCUUGAUGAUGUUAUAGUUACGGGUUUCGGCAAGACCAUCGUACUAUUAAGUCAAGUUGACAGCAAGACGUACGACUUUUACACGAAAGUAAGAGUUCCGAAAAUAAGAAUACAAGGCACUUACGACCUAAAAGGAAAAAUUUUGCUAAUACCGUUGGUUGGUAGGGGGAAAUGUUGGUUUGAGCCGAGUAACAUGACCAUAGACAUAGUAAGCGAUGUGAAGUUAUACGAUAAAGGCGGAUUUACGUUUUUUAAUGUAACUCAAGUCCAUGUUAAAUAUAAUAUUGGGUUAUUAAAAUUAUACAUGCAUAACUUAUUCGACGGGAUCUCAUCUCUCGAGGAAAGCACAAACGCUUAUCUAAAUGCGAAUUGGAGGCCUGUGUCGGAGUCGCUGCGACCAAUUCUUACAAAAACAAUUGAAGAUAUUUUACUUGGCUUCAUGCAGCAAAUAUUCCACAAUCUGCCAGCUAGAUUUAUGAUUGAAGAUAUUAAAAGUAAUAAUGUAUUCAGCAAAAAGGAUCAAAAAGAAUAAUUUAAUUAAAAGAUAGGUAUUUUAGUUAAUUAGUCAUUUACUUCAUUGUCACAAUUUCUUGUGUUCUAUCUACGUGUUGUCGAAUUUAUGAAGUUCAGAAAUAUUGGAUUUACAAAUUUGUUUGUAACUCGUACUUGACUGCUUUAUAUGUAGAUUUAUUCAUAAGUUUAAGGUUUAUGUCUACUUUUGUAAAUAAUCGAUAA